AUGUAUAACACUCUAUUCAGUCAUUUUGUUGCUAAAGUAGCUGAGGUAUUAAAGAUAAGCUUGAGGGAAGAAGUUGAUGUUGAACAAGAAGGAAAGAAUAAAGAUGCAAUAGUGUUGAUGAAGAGUUCAAAUAACAUCAAGAGGCACGAUAAUAAGUCUUUAGCCACACAUGGCGCUCCCUUCUCUGAUGAAUCGUUGGCAGCUAUUGAAGGUGCUGGAGAGCAUCUUCAGAGUUGCAACAGUCGAAAGAAGAUUGUCUCUAGUAGAAGUGAUCUAAUUAGAAACCCAUUAAAACUACAAGCUCUUAGCUUCAAAAACCUAGUUCAAAACAUAACGGAUACUCUGAGAGAACUCAUUCUCUCAGGGGUCAACAUAGAUUCUGAAGUACCUCAUAUCUUGACCAAUACAUCUUCCAUAACAUCACUCGUUCUUAGAGAUUGUGGGCUUAGGGGUGAAUUCCCAACAGGUAUAUUUCAUCUACCAAUGCUGCAACAUCUUGACAUGCGUGGUAACCAUGAUCUUUCUGGUUAUUUACCAAAGUUUCAUUCUAAAAGUCAACUUAAAGAUCUGAUCCUCGCUGAAACAAAUUUUCAUGGCAUGCUACCGACGUCAAUUGGGAACCUCAUGCACUUGAAUCAGUUGGAUGUAAGUGGUUGCAAUUUCUCAGGGCCUCUUCCUGGAUCAAUCAGCAACCUAACACAGCUUACACUUUUGAAGCUCGAUCAUAAUAGGUUUUGGGGGCGUAUUCCGUCUUUGUUCAGCCUAUCAAAACUCAGUUAUCUGAUACUUUCCUCCAAUGAAUUUGAUGGAAGGAACCUCUCUGCAUGGCUUGGUAAGCUUCCAAACCUCUUGUAUUUGGACCUUAAGCUUAACAAUCUCAGUUGUGAGAUCCCAUCUUCUAUUGAGAAUCAAACACAACUUAGAGAACUUUACCUCAACUAUAACAACAUGGUUGGCCGAAUUCCCUCUUUAGAAAGCCUCUCAAACCUCAACGUUUUGUACCUCUCCCUCAAUAAUUUUGAUAGAUGGAAGCUGCCUGAUUGGCUUGGUAAGCUAAAUAAGCUUACUUAUUUGCAACUUGUUGCUGUCAAUCUGUAUGGAGAGAUCCCAUCAUCAAUUUUUAACUUGACCCAAGUUGAAGAUUUAUUACUGUCAUCGAAUCAGAUUGAAGGUCGGGUCCCACCUUUUCCAAGUACCAUGACAAAGCUAACGAGCUUAAUCCUUCAAAAAAAUCAACUGAAAGGCCCCAUCCCAAGGUCAUUUCUGAAUCUCCACAAUCUUGAAGAAAUUGUGUUGAAUGAUAACAACAUGAACACCACAGUGGAGGUUGACAUUUUCCUUGGUCUUAGGAAUCUAAAGAUUCUCACUCUAGGGGGAAACCGAAUCACACUUUCUGUCAUGACCAACAUCACCAGUGAUAAGCUGCCAAAGUUUGAAAUAUUAAGGUUCGAAUCCUGUAACUUGAAAGUCUUCCCUGACUUUCUGAGAUUUCAAGAUCAACUGCAGGAAGUGUACCUUGAUGACAAUAAAAUUGAGGGGCUAAUACCCAACUGGAUUGGGAAUAUUAGCAAAGAAACACUGCAUACACUUUCUUUUUCUAAAAGUUCCCUAAUUGGUUUUGAGUAG
Molecule: messenger RNA, 1626 nt
Organism: Lactuca saligna
Lineage: Eukaryota; Viridiplantae; Streptophyta; Magnoliopsida; Asterales; Asteraceae
Source: the annotation of a GenBank genome assembly